This is a messenger RNA of Dermochelys coriacea (leatherback sea turtle), 2685 nucleotides long. RefSeq lists its product as uncharacterized. The transcript is spliced from 2 exons. The record is from RefSeq and is a predicted model, not a curated record. The coding region runs from base 591 to 1532 and encodes 313 amino acids. Lineage: Eukaryota; Metazoa; Chordata; Testudines; Dermochelyidae.
AUUUGUUAGUCUCUAAGGUGCCACAAGUACUCCUUUUCUUUUUUUACCCCAAAUAAGGUUAGUUAUAUGCGGUACUGAGGAGUAGUUUGCCGCCCUCAAUAAGGUUAAUGCAUGUGUGCUGAGCAGUUUUACCGCCUCAAAUAAGGGAAAGGUUGUAUUAAGUCCGGACAUAAAGAAUUAAGGUUAUUGUACAUGAUAUGCAUCUAGAUAUGGGGAAUGAAUGUGUAUGUAUGAAUGAAUAAAGUGCAGUAUGAGCCGCUGACCAGGUCUAAGACUUAAGCUGACUCCAGCCACACUAGGGCUACCCCAUGUAGGAGUUCUGAAAGCAAGGGGGGUCAGCCAAAUCUUGUGGCCCAGCGAAUAGGAAUUUUUCCUUAUUCAUGAGCCGCCGACUGGGUCCGGAUUUAAGCCGCUAAUCAGUGAAAUCUGUGACCCAGUGGACCCUUUCCUUGGGAUGCGAGAGAGUGAGAAUUUCUCUAGCUCAUGAGCCACUGACCUAGCAGACAGGGUACCCUCCCUGGAGUGUGUGGAAAUCUUCCUUAGCUUAUGAGCCGCCGAGCAGACAGGGCACUCCCCUGUGAGAUUGGAAAAUGGGUGGGGGACAGUCUAAGAAUUCCCCCGCACCACUAAAGGGCACCCCUGCGUACUACAUGUAUGUGCAUUAUGGUCCUGGGACCUGCAGGUAUUUAGAAAAUUGGAAUUGCUACAUGCGUGAUAAUCCAUCUAAACAAUUUCCUCUAGAAGGUACCUUCGAUCUCGAUAAACUUACAUACCUCAGAGGAACCCUUACAUCACCAAAAGCCUCUGAUACACAGUGGGAGCAAUUUGUCUAUUGGUGGAAGGAAGCUACAAAGAGACUCCAUGAGUCUCGAGUGCGGAGUCUGAAGGACUCCCAGGAAAAAUUAAAAACUGAAGUACAGGAUUUGAAAAUUAAAUGCGAAGCAUCUGGAUGCCUCCCUGCCCAAACCACUUUAUUAACUCCCUUGGCUUCUUUAUAUCCCCAAUUAGUUAAGGCUGAAAGCGAAGAGGGAAAAGAACGGGUUAAUUUAAAAAUUCAGCUUGGCCUAGAGAUAAAGAGAGAGCUGCUCUGCGUUCAAGGUCAAGAAUCAAUACAGUCUGCCUUGCUCUGCAUGCCAAGCACCAAAAAAACCCCAGCUGGCUGUGAAAAAUAUAGACAGAGGCAAACAAAGGCAACACGAGUUUCAGGACUGAGAUUACAAUUUGCAAAGGUUGGCUGCACAGUGAGACCCAACAGUCUGCCUUUGCGACCCUGGAGCUGGUGUGGUUUGGGGACGCUGAAGAAGCCACAGGCAGCCCGCUUGGACUGGAAUACUGAGCAAAGGUCUCUGAAAGGGAUGCCCCAAGAGACUCUAGGGGAAAAAACAAAACCAAACCCCAAGAGCAGAAGCAAGUUGGAGAUUUUUUUUGCAGCGUACCUCUGGACAAACUGUGCACAGGAUAACCUCCCGUCCACCUCUCUUUCUCUCCUACCCCUGGGCCUGGCCAGCCGGGCAGCAUGUUUGACAGCCUAGUUCAGAACCAAUGGAAGGAUUAGUAUUAAAUGCAGAUACUUGUUUUAUCCAACUUAAAAUAAAGUGUUUUGGAUACUAUCAGGAAAUGCUAAGGUUUUAAUAUACGUGACAGAAGCUGUGCCAAAAGCUGAGAAAUGUUCUUGGAGUUCUGCUGGGUGCACUUUACAUCCAUCAGGAUGGAUGGAUCCUGAUGGUUCCAAAACUGGCCAUUGUGCCCAAGCAAAGGGCGUCUCCCUUCUAGGUAAGUGUUUAUGAGCAAAGGCGGGGAUGAUUGGUGCAAACCAGUCUUGUUUAAUUGCAGCAGAUUUUUCCCCUGUGGCCCAGCACUACUGCCAACAAUGUGAGAUCUGCCAGCAGCAUAAUGUUGGUAAAACUCUUAAAGUUAGGCAGGCAGCACUUCCCCCUCCCUGGGGACCUUUUGUAAAUACUCAGAUUUGAUUUUAUUCAAAUGUUUAAAUGUUGUAAUUAUGAGUAUGUGUUAGUUUUAGUUGAUGUAUUUUCAAAUUGGGUUGAGGCCUUCCCUUACAGAAAGGCAGAUGCCAAGACUGUUGUGAAACUUUUGCGUAAGGAUUUUUGUACCACAAUUUGGCAUACCUGUGAGUAUUAACAGUGAUUGUGGAACUCAUUUUACUGGACAGAUUGUAAAGGAGUUAUGUGCAGCUCUGCAGAUCCAACACAAUCUCUACUGUCCCCACCACCCGCAGUCUGCUGGGACAGUGGAAUGUCAAAAUGGGAUUUUGAAAAAUAAACUGGCCAAGAUCUGUGCUGAGAUGUACUUAGUGGCCAGAUGCCCUCCCAUUAGCAUUGAUGAAUAUGAGGGCAACUCUCAAUCGAAAGACUGGACUCAGCCCUCAUGAGAUUCUGACAGGACGCCUGAUGCGGCUUCCAGCGGCACCUCCGCUGACCCUUGCCCAGAUGAACAUUCAUUUAAUGGAUGAUACAAUGCUUAAUUACUGCCAGGCACUAAUGAAAUGUGUCGGGUCUUUUUAUACACAGAUGAAAGAAGUACUACCAAGGAUCCUGAACAACCCUGCCACUCAUUGGAACCAGGAGACUGGGUCUACAUAAAGGUCCAUCAGCAAAAGACCGCCCUGACUCCACGCUGGAAAGACCCUUACCAAGUCCUGUUAACUACCAACAUGGCUGUGAAGUG